Molecule: messenger RNA, 435 nt
Organism: Penicillium paradoxum
Lineage: Eukaryota; Fungi; Ascomycota; Eurotiomycetes; Eurotiales; Aspergillaceae
Exons: 1
Coding region: 1-435 (144 amino acids)
Source: RefSeq, a predicted model, not a curated record
AUGGCAACCGUUGAAAAGACCAAAGAGCAGCCUAAGAAGCUCCCCGUGCAAGAGGACCUCUCCGACGGCGAAGACUAUGACAGCGCUGACGAUUACACCGACGAGGAAUAUGAGGAGGAAGUACCGCAGACCAAAAACCAAAAGAAACUGCAACUGCGACGGAAACAACCAGUGCAACAAGACGAGGACGAGUAUACGGAUGAAGAUGACUAUGGCUCAGACGUAUACGAAUACUCCGACGAUGACGAAGCCAUGCAGCCCUACUCAAACGAAAACUCCAACUUCAAACCUCAUGGUGGCAUGGACGUCCUUCAUAAGGAGGAGAAGUCGAUGCUGGACGAAGAGGGCAUGAAGCUGAGAUUGGAAUUGAAUUUGGAGAUCGAGGUUGAGCUGAAGGCACGUAUUCACGGAGAUCUCACCUUAGCCCUCAUGUAA